CCGAAGCCCAUUCAAACCUCAAAAGCCCUCUCAAUCUCUCAGUUUAAGCACAUCUCAAUUGUCCCUCCAAUUCUUCCAACCCCCACCAAAAAUUGAAAGGCCAAUUAGUACGUAUAUAGUACAUGAUGGCACUUCGAAAACUCUUAACGCUUUUAUUUGUGCCUCUUUUAUUUCUCUCUACAACCAUUUUUGGCUACUCUUCAGAAGAUGUGAAGAAAUGGUGUAGCCACCCGAACCCUAAGCCAUGCGAGCAUUUCUUGAGCCAUAACCCCAACCACACCCCCAUCACCAAAAAGUCAGAUUUUCUCGAGAUUUCAAAGCAACUUGCCCUUGAACGUGCCACCAAAGCUCACACCAAAUUGAUUUCUCUAGGCACCAAGUGCCGGAACGCUCAUGAAAAGACUGCAUGGGCGGAUUGCCUCGAGCUCUACGAGAACACCAUCAUCCGGCUCAACAAAACAGCCAACCCUAGCUCAAAAUGCACCCAAACCGAUGCUCAAACAUGGCUCAGCACGGCUCUAACCAACCUCGAGACGUGCCGAGCCGGGUUCAUCGAGCUCGGGGUCUACGACUAUAUCUUGCCCCUGAUGUCAAACAACGUUUCGAAGUUAAUCAGCAACAGUUUGUCUACGAACCGUGCUCCAUAUUCUGAACAAAGCUACAAAGAUGGGUUCCCGACUUGGGUCAAGGGCGGGGACCGGAAACUCCUGCAGUCUUCUUCUCCGGCUUCCCAGGCCAAUAUCGUGGUGGCCAAAGAUGGAUCAGGAGAUUAUACAACGAUAAAGAAUGCGAUCAGCGCAGCGUCAAAGCGAUCGGGAAGUGGCAGGUAUGUAAUAUACGUGAAACAGGGGACGUACAAUGAAAACGUGGAGAUAAAGUCUAAGAACAUCAUGUUGGUGGGAGAUGGCAUAGGAAAAACGAUAGUCACAGGGAGUAAAAGUGUUGGAGGAGGUUCUACGACCUUCAAUUCAGCAACUGUUGCUGUCGUGGGAGAUGGAUUCAUCGGCCGAGACAUCACAAUCCGGAAUACAGCCGGAGCAGCAAAUCACCAGGCUGUGGCCCUGCGUUCAGGGUCGGAUCUCUCCGUAUUUUACAAGUGCAGCUUUGAAGGAUACCAAGACACUCUUUAUGUCCAUUCCAACAGGCAAUUUUACAGGGAAUGUGACAUUUAUGGGACAGUAGACUUUAUCUUCGGAAAUUCCGCUGUUGUUCUACAAAAAUGUAACAUCUAUGGACGCUACCCACCUAACAAGACCAUCACUGUCACUGCCCAAGGAAGAACUGACCCUAAUCAAAACACUGGGAUUUCCAUCCACGAUAGCAGAGUCACAGCAGCUUCUGAUUUAAAGUCUUCCCAAAGCUCGGUCAAGGUGUAUCUAGGGAGGCCAUGGAAGGAGUACUCACGCACAGUGUUCAUGAAAACCUAUCUAGAUAGCUUCAUUAACCCUGCUGGGUGGAUGGAGUGGAGCGGUGAUUUUGCCCUAAAAACAUUGUAUUAUGGGGAAUAUGCCAACACAGGGCCUGGCUCAUCCACCGCCAAUAGGGUCAAGUGGACUGGCUACCAUGUCAUUACUAGUGCAUCCACGGCUUCUCAAUUUACCGUAGCAAACUUCAUCGCCGGCGGUUCCUGGUUGCCGGCCACCAACGUUCCUUACACAGCUGGUCUCUAGCUUGCUGGCCUGUUGGGCGUAAUUUGCUUGCAAAUAAAUUGUUUCAUGCACGUAUGCCUUCAAAUAAUUCGUUUCAAUUGUUUCAAGUUGUAUACAUUAAUUCUUAAUAACCGUUGAGGUACUAAAUCGAGUUCCUCCUGGUAUGAAAAUUGUGAGUUGAUUGUUGUAAAAAAACGAAGACAAGGCAAUAUAUAAAUUAUUAAUUAGAGUAUAUAUUAUACAUCAUGUAUCAAAUAUUGUAUUCAAA
This is a messenger RNA of Juglans microcarpa x Juglans regia, 1917 nucleotides long. RefSeq names its product pectinesterase 2-like. The record is from RefSeq and is a predicted model, not a curated record. Gene Ontology annotation, molecular function: pectinesterase activity; pectinesterase inhibitor activity. Gene Ontology annotation, biological process: cell wall modification. Lineage: Eukaryota; Viridiplantae; Streptophyta; Magnoliopsida; Fagales; Juglandaceae.